AUAUAUAUAGAUUUUUUUUACUAGCAAAUAGAAAAUGCUUUACCAGAGAAUUUAUAGCGUCUAUUUUACUGCUCACAAUGCAGAAGAAAUAAGAAAACUUGCUAUAAAAAAGAUUGAUAAUCCUGAGACAUUUGAUUUAUUGCGCCAUCCUAACAAAGGAGGUUUGUAUGAUUUAGCCUUGGGUCCAAACGAAAAAGAUGAUAUCUGUGAUACUUGUUCUCUGGGUCAUAUAAAAUGUCCUGGACAUUUUGGUUACAUAGAACUUCCAUUACCAGUAUAUCAUCCAAUGUUUUUCAAACUAAUGAUAAGUAUUCUAAGAGGAUCUUGUUUCAAUUGUCAUAGACUCGUUCAAAAAAGUUGUCAAUUGAAGCUUUUUAUCAGACAGUGCAAUCUUCUUGAAAAAGGUUUUUUAUCAGAAGCUGCUGCCUUAAAUGAACUUUAUGACUAUUACACAGCAGAGGCAAGAGCAAAUAUUUCAAGUGAUUCAAAUGUGCAAAUGAUGGUCUGCAGUAAAAUUGAAUCAUAUUAUGAAAGUGUCGUGAAUAAUUCACCUAGUGAACAAAGAUCUUCAACAAAAAAUUUACUACAAUAUCGACAAGAUUUAUUAAAGAAAUUUAUUAAAUCAGUUUUAUUAAAAAAAGUCAAAGAAUGUCCUCAUUGUACAAUGAUAAAACGAGAUAUAAGGUCUGAAUACAACAUACGACUGUACUUUUCUUCAGCAAGUCAAAAGUCUAUACAAAAAGCAAUACAUGACCUUAAAAAUUUAAAACCAGAAAUAAAACCAUCCAAAAUAGAAGACAAUUUUCCAGAUGAAGAAGAUGAAGAAGAACAGAAUAAUGAUGAUUUUGACGAAGAUGAUUAUUGUCCUAAAUUACAAAAUAGGAAAAAAAAUAAAUCAGGAAAUUCAUCAAUUGUCAAGGAGAACUUCAAAGAAAAUGAAGAUAGGUACAAUGAGUAUAAAAAACUUGGUUUAGAGGAAUACAUCACUCCAGAAGAAGUAAAAAAGCAUCUAAUAGAAUUAUGGAACACAGAGUAUAGUGUUUUGAAUGCAUUAUUUGGUUCAUUUAAUUCUCCUUCAUGCCAGAGUCGACAAACAUCUCCUGAGAUGUUCUUUUUAGAUGUAAUUGCUGUUCCUCCUUCAAAAUUUAGACCAAUGUCCUAUAGAGAUGAAAAAAAGUUUGAAAAUCCUGAAACAGAAAAUAUGUGCAAGAUACUCUGGAACUGCAAGUUUAUACAUGAACUUUUAAACCGUUUGAAGUUACCAACAGAUGAUAAACCAUAUGUGCCAGUUGCUUUUGUUUCUACAAGUGUCUCCCAGUCAAAGCGAAAGGUCAUACCUGGUAGUUCUCACAAGGAACAGCUUCAAAAUGCUUGGGAAGAACUGCAAAGCUCUGUUAAUACUCUAAUGGAUAACACAUUAAACAAAUUGGACAAUAAAAACAUACCUGGUAUUCGUCAGUUACUUGAGAAAAAAGAAGGCUUAUUUAGAAAGAAUAUGAUGGGGAAGCGAGUAAAUUUUGCUUGUCGAUCAGUUAUAUCACCUGACCCAUUCAUCAACAUGGAUGAAGUUGGCAUACCUUUGGUAUUUGCCAAAAAAUUGACUUAUGUCCAACCAGUAACUACAUGGAAUCUUUCAAAAUUAAAACAAAUGGUUAUUAAUGGGCCAAACAAAUGGCCGGGAGCAACCAUGGUUGAAUACGAAGAUGGGCGUAAAACUAUACUAUCAGAUGAUGAAUAUGAACGGAGAGCUGUUGCAAAACAGCUUUUAAGUUCAUCUCAUGAAAACAAUUUAAAAAUUGGACGCACUAAAAAUUAUCAAAGUAAAAAGGUGUAUCGACAUUUGAUUGAUGGUGAUGUUUUGCUAUUAAACAGACAACCAACUCUUCAUAGGCCUAGUAUCAUGGCCCAUAAAGCAAAGGUUCUUACCAAUGAGAGAACACUCCGAAUGCAUUAUGCAAAUUGUAAAUCUUAUAAUGCAGAUUUUGAUGGUGAUGAGAUGAAUGCCCACUUUCCUCAAAAUGAGCUUGGAAGGUCAGAGGCAUACAAUUUAGUUAGUACCCACUAUAAUUAUCUAAGUCCAAAGGAUGGUAAACCUUUAGCUGGAUUAAUUCAAGACCAUAUAGUAUCAGGUGUUUGGAUGACAUCAAGAGAUAAAUUCUUUAAGCGAGAUGAAUACCAGCAAUUGAUUUUCAAUGCACUGAUUGACAGUCCAAAUAAAAUCAAAACUCUUCCUCCAUGUAUUAUAAAACCAGUUCCAUUGUGGUCAGGAAAACAGAUUUUUUCUUCUGUGUUAUUAAACAUCAUACCUGAUGGAUUGAUACCAUUAAACAUGACUGGAAACAAAGCGAAGUUGACAGAUUCUAAUUGGGCAAAAGACAAUAAAGUACUUGGGUGUUCUGAUAAAGAUCCUUUCUUAACAGAGGGUCAAGUUAUAAUUCGAGGUGGAGAGUUGAUGACUGGAAUAUUAGAUAAAACUCAAUAUGGUUCUACACAAUUUGGACUUGUGCAUUGUGUUUAUGAGUUAUAUGGUGGAAAGAUAUCUGGAUUACUUUUAUCUGUAUUAGCAAGGCUAUUUACAGCCUAUCUUCAACAUACUGGGUUUUCUUUGGGGAUUGAGGAUAUUCUUGUUUUUCCAAAAUCUGAUGCCAAGCGUAAGGAAAUAAUUGAUGAAGGAAAGAGAUGUGGUGAUGAAAGUGCAAUGGAGGCUUUGAAUGUAAAAGAGAGGGAUCAAUUGGAAGAGUGUUUGCAGAAAGCCCAUUUUACUAAUAAGGGAGUUGAACUUGCACAGCUUGAUUUGUCUAUGAAGACAAGAACAGAUAAAAUUACAAACAAAAUAAACAGCGAAUGUAUUAAUGGUUUAUUGAAGAAGUUUCCUGAAAAUGCUCUUCAGCUUAUGGUACAAUCCGGAGCAAAAGGUUCUGCAGUCAAUUGUACACAAAUAUCUUGUCUUCUCGGACAAAUUGAAUUAGAAGGAAGAAGACCACCUCUUACAAUAUCAGGGCGUUCAUUGCCAUCAUUUCAACCAUAUGAUACUAGCCCUCGCGCUGGUGGAUUUGUUAAUGGGCGUUUUUUAACUGGUAUUCGUCCACAAGAGUAUUUUUUCCAUUGUAUGGCAGGUAGAGAGGGUUUGGUUGAUACAGCAGUAAAGACAAGUCGAAGUGGAUAUUUGCAACGAUGCCUUAUCAAACAUUUAGAAGCAUUGCGUGUUGAGUAUGAUAUGACUGUUCGUGACGGAGAUGGAUCUGUUAUUCAAUUUCUUUAUGGUGAUGAUGGAAUCGAUGUUUUACAAAACCAGUUUUUAAAAAAAGAGCAAUACACAACUAUUAUUCAAAAUUAUAAGGCUUAUGAGAUGCUGUUGAAACCAUUAGAAAUGCAAAAGCAUGUUGAUUUAACAAAAGCUAUGAAAAUACAAAAAAAAUGUUAUCGUUGGAAGAAGCACAACGGCAUUCCAUUCUCAAGUCUUUGUUCACAUCUCCGUACAUCACCAUUUAACUAUUUUGAAUCCGAAAAAAAGAGAAAGUUUAAAAAAAAAUAUUCUUCAUCCAAUAUUAAUAAGUUUGGUCGUUCAGAGGUGGAAUUGAAAUUAUUAGAGAAGUGGUACAAAAUUGAAGAUCAAAAUAGAUACUUAAGUAAAUGUCGACCUUGUCCUGACACUGUGCUGUCACUGUGUAAUCCUUCAUGUUACUUUGGUUCUGUAUCAGAAAAAUUCAGAGAUGAACUUGAUGAGUAUAUUCGACUGAAUCCGGAUUCAAUUUUAUCAGAUAAUAAUGAAGAAAAUGAAAGAAAAAUAUCUCCUGAAACAUUUCGUCCGUUUAUGUAUGCCAAAUAUUUACGCUCGGUUGUACAUCCUGGAGAAGCAGUUGGGUUAUUGGCAUCACAGUCAAUUGGUGAACCAUCAACACAGAUGACACUUAAUACAUUUCAUUUUGCUGGUCAGAGUGACAUGAAUGUAACACUAGGAAUACCUCGAUUAAGAGAAAUACUGAUGACAGCUAGUGAAAAUAUACAAACACCACAAAUGGAUAUUCUUGUUUGCACUGGAAAAGAUGAUGAGGCGAAAAAAAUAUGCAAACAUCUCAAUAAAGUAAAUCUCAUACAGGUGAUAAAGCAUUUAUCAGUGUUUGAGUGUUUAACAAGAAAGUAUGAUGAUAAUACUUUGUGUCGUCAAUUCAGGAUUCGCAUUGAGUUUCUACCUGAGAAUAUUUAUGUUGACAAUUAUGAUGUCAAUCCUGUUUCAAUUAUCAAAUAUGUUGAAACUGUAUUUAUAAAAAAAUUAUGCAUUCAUAUUUUGAAAGUAAUGAAAGAUAAAGAGAAACAGAAAUUAAUUGAAUCACACACAACAAGACUUCCUUCUGCUCCAGCAAAUAAUGAUGAAGACUCAAGGAAUCCACCUGAUGAGCCAGAUGAUGCAGCAGAUUUAUCUGAUGAUGAGUUUGGAGAUGGUGAUGCUGCAGCUACAAAAGAAAUGAAUAGAAAAAAACAAUUUUCUUCUUAUGAUGAUCCAGAAGAAAGAGAAGAAGAGUUGGAGGAAACAUCUGAAAUAUUUUCAGCAAACAUUAAGCAAGAACCUUUUGAAGAUUAUGAGGAAGAAAAUGCAGAAGAAUUAAAUGUUGAUUCUGACCAAAAGCCUAAAAAAGGAAUCAAUGAAAUUCACAUGGAUCCAAGAGUUGCGAAUGUUCUCAAGCGCGAUCGCCACAUAACUGGAUACUUAGUUGAUACUCAAAAUCAAUGGUUUGAAGUAACUCUACAAUUUCCUUUGGCUGGUAGCAAAUUGAUGAUGACAUCAAUAAUUGAGAAGUUAGCUGAAAAGUCAAUUGUUCAUGAAGCUCCAGGAAUAUCAAGAAGUAUGCUAAAAGAAAGUAAGAAGCAGGGAGAAACAGGCAGGUUGAGAAUAAAAACAGAAGGAGUCAACAUUCAGGAGCUUUGGAAGUAUCCAAAUGUGUUAAAUUUGAACACCAUCUAUAGCAACGACAUUCAUGCAAUAGCAAAAGCAUAUGGAAUCGAGGCUGCCCGAAGUGUUCUUAUAAAAGAAGUUCAAGAUGUUUUCCAAGUUUACGGUAUUCAGAUUGAUCCCCGGCAUCUAUCUAUGAUUGGCGAUUACAUGACUUUUGAAGGUGUUUACAAAUCAUUUAACCGAAAUGCAAUUCAACCUAACCCUUUUCCAUUUCAAAAGAUGAGUUUUGAAACGAGCAUUAAUUUUUUACGCUCAGCUACUGCGUUUGGAGAGUUAGAUGAUUUAGGCUCGCCAUCUUCAAGGAUCGUAGUGGGUCGUGUUAUUGGCACUGGAACUGGAAUGGUUGACUUGUUACCUAAGUUAACUGUUUAAAAAUAUUAAAGUAGAAAAUUAAAAAAUAAAAAAUAUAUAAAUCGUUUCUAUA
Molecule: messenger RNA, 5378 nt
Organism: Hydra vulgaris (swiftwater hydra)
Lineage: Eukaryota; Metazoa; Cnidaria; Hydrozoa; Anthoathecata; Hydridae
Product: DNA-directed RNA polymerase I subunit RPA1
Biological process (GO): DNA-templated transcription
Cellular component (GO): RNA polymerase I complex
Molecular function (GO): DNA binding
Source: RefSeq, a predicted model, not a curated record